Molecule: messenger RNA, 3480 nt
Organism: Culex pipiens pallens (northern house mosquito)
Lineage: Eukaryota; Metazoa; Arthropoda; Insecta; Diptera; Culicidae
Product: serine/threonine-protein phosphatase alpha-2 isoform
Exons: 7
Coding region: 443-1384 (313 amino acids)
Cellular component (GO): cytoplasm; nucleus
Molecular function (GO): protein serine/threonine phosphatase activity
Source: RefSeq, a predicted model, not a curated record
UUCGCUUCUCACACUCGCUCACCAGAAGUCCGCGUUGCUGUGCUGUGUGGUGGUGGUUCGGGUGACUUUUUUUCUCUCCUCUUGCGUGAAAAUUCCUCCUGGAUUUUCGCACGGCUCGCUCGACCGCAGCCCCGUGUUCCAGCGCACAACAAUCGCAACCCGUGUGCCGUCGUCGUCGUGUCACAAGCACGGAAUCGUCGAUUCCCGGUCGAAAUCGGUGGAAAAAGUCCAAGAAAAAACGGUGCCUGCUGCGAUAACCAACAAGACGAAGAAGAAGAAGAGGGAGAAGGUGAAGGCAAAGAGCAAAUAACGGAAGAAGAGCCAGUGUGUGUGUGUUUGUGUGUGCGUUCGUGUUUUUGAGAGUGUGCGGUGGAACGGCCUCAGCCAGCAGCAGCAGCGCUAGUGCGAGAGAGUGAAGAAAAAAGAAGUGAAUUCCUACAAAAUGUCGGACCCAGACGCAUUAAACAUCGAUCAUCUGAUUGCUAUGCUUUUGGAAGUUCGCGGUGCGCGGCCAGGAAAAAAUGUUCAAUUGUCAGAAAAUGAAAUCCGUGGCCUGUGCCUGAAGUCACGGGAAAUUUUCCUGUCACAGCCGAUUCUCCUGGAGUUGGAGGCGCCGUUGAAAAUUUGCGGUGACAUCCACGGACAGUAUUAUGAUUUGCUGCGUCUGUUCGAGUACGGCGGCUUUCCCCCAGAGUCGAACUACCUCUUUCUGGGCGAUUACGUCGACAGAGGAAAGCAAUCGCUGGAGACCAUCUGCUUGCUGCUUGCCUACAAGAUCAAAUACCCGGAGAACUUUUUCCUGCUCAGAGGAAACCACGAGUGCGCCAGCAUCAACAGAAUAUAUGGGUUCUACGAUGAGUGCAAGCGGCGCUACAACAUCAAGAUGUGGAAGACGUUCACCGAUUGCUUCAACUGCUUACCGGUGGCGGCGAUCGUGGACGAGAAGAUCUUCUGCUGCCACGGCGGCCUGAGUCCCGACCUACAGUCGAUGGAGCAGAUCCGGCGCAUCAUGAGACCGACGGACGUGCCCGACCAGGGUCUGCUGUGCGACCUGCUGUGGUCCGACCCGGACAAGGACACCAACGGUUACGGCGAGAACGAUCGCGGUGUCAGCUUCACCUUCGGAGUGGAUAUUGUUGGCAAAUUUUUAACCAAACAUGACUUUGAUUUGAUAUGCCGAGCCCACCAGGUGGUCGAAGAUGGGUACGAAUUCUUCGCCAAGCGUCAGCUCGUGACACUCUUCUCGGCGCCCAACUACUGCGGCGAGUUUGACAAUGCGGGAGCCAUGAUGUCCGUGGACGACACGCUGAUGUGUUCCUUCCAGAUACUGAAACCAGCUGACAAACGUGGUUUUCAAAAACUGGCAAAAAACAGCAAAUUUUAAGGGCAAAUGGUCGAAUAUCUUGCGAAUGCUCCGACUGUGAGUAUUUUCUUUUUGUUUUGUCCCUUCUUUUUUUCCUUUCCGAUUUGGCUUUUUUUUCUUGUGCAAAAUGUGUUCUCGUUUUAACAUCCUAUUGUUUUCUGUUGGGUUUUUCUUUCCUGGUUUAAUUUUCUCGUUGUUGGCACGGGGAAACGCUCUGUAAAUAGGUCCACUUUUCUAAACUCUCCUGGUGAUUGUUCUUUUCCCUUUAUUUGUUGUUUCGCUGACACUGAUCUAUGAUAACAAGAUUUUUUGGUUAUUCUUCACCCCUUUGGAAGUGUAAAUUACACAGUCCGGACGUGAUUUUGUCUCGGAGACUAACGAGUAUGUGUUUUUCCAGUGGAGGAUUAUCAAUGUUUGCUCGAAAUUUUCAUGCUCGUCCUUUUGAAAUAGUUUUAACAACUUGUCAUAUAGGAAUUUUGUAGUAAAUUUUAUCGUUUUUAUGAAACUGACAAAUUUGGUAUUCAUGGAAAACUUAGUUUGCAAAAUGGACAAGAUUAGGUUCUUGAAAAAGAUUUUUUUUUUCUUAGCAAACGAAAGAGGAAGUAUUUUUAACUAUAACAUUAAUUCGAUAAAACUCUAAAUUUUGAUUGAAAAACUAAAGUUAUAAGCAAACGAAAAGAGGAACCCUGAUUGAAUGUUCGCAAACUUUUCCAAAUACCAAAAUCUUUUACCCAUUUUGCAUUUAAUUUUGCUCCUUCACUCUGAUUGGUUGAAAGAAUGUGGCUGCUGUUGUGAAACUGCCACAACAAUGCAACAAUGUUCUUAAUCAUACUGGUAAUGUCUGUAGCAUAACAAACUUUCAAACGUUCUAAGCUGUGAGUCUUAUCUAGUUUACAAUCAAUGCUCACAAUUGAGAUCGGCACUAAAAUCCUUUCCUCUCAAGCUUAUGCUAGAUUGAGUUUGCUUGAACAGAAAACAGCCUACUGCGAUUGAAGGCAGCCGAGUUCUUUUCCCAUUUGACAGCGUUCGAAUGUGAUUUGGGAGCACUUUUUCCUAUGCUUGAGAGUGACUGCUCUUAAUUCGAAUCGCGAGCGUUUUACAAUCGGUUUGAAAACACAUACUUUGGUCCCUUCGCCAUGAUAAAUUUGUUUUUCCGUUGGACUGUGUAAUUGAGGAACAUUUUUAUGUGAGGUGCGGGCAUGUUGCCCGCGUAAUUUUUAACACGCAAAAUUAGUACUAAAUUAGCAAAAUUUUCGGAAAGUUUCGUUGUACGAUAUUUGUUUCUACAUGGUAUUAACUGCAUUCUAAUGCUUGUCAAAGGCUUCUCGUUAUUACUCAUGAUAAACCGCGCUGUAAAGUCUUACUUAUAACUAUUGGCAAUGCCUUUUCACUGUACUGGAAGACUGCUCCAAACUUUGGCGAUGAUCAAGUGGGAGAAGGUAAAAACUUCUCAUCCAAAUUUAACUAAAAAACAAAUCUCGCGUCCACCAGUACAGUCAAUAGAGAACAAAAUCAAAAUUCAUGCUCGUCUGUUUGUAUGUUGUUCCAUGGAAUGAAAUCCAAUCCACAAAAACAAAAUAAACUGUCGUUGGCUUGAUCAGUCUUCGAGUCCUCACGAUCAUCCGGUCGAAACUAACCGUUGAGCAUGAUUGCAAUCCGACAGCCGCAAGCCUAGACCAACAACAACAACAACUGAAACAGAACCAACAGCCGAUGAUGAAACGGUGCCGUCGUUGUGUGAGGAAAAUAACGUUCCAGCAGACUCACAACAAUGAAAAGAAGAUGAUCGCACGCACACGUGCGCAGUUUCACAAUAGCAUCAAAAGAAAUGAUUUAGAAGCCGCAGCAGUAGCAAUGCGGAAAGUACCAACUGUAUCGACACCCGCGCCAACACUGUCCAAAAUGAUUGGUGGAAGGUACGGUUUUACUCUCGGCAUUGCUACUGUCGCGCGCUUCGAAAAUGCAACACUGUAGAACCAACAAUCUGUGUUGACGACGAUUGAUGAUGAAGAUCAACACAAAAGUAUGCAAAUCUAAUUUUUAAGACUAUUAGAGCAAAUCAACUUGCAGAAACACAAGCAAAAAAGCGUGUACUGUUUUACACAACAAUUCAAAAA